AUGGGGUUAAAGAUGAGUGAAAGAUACGUGAUAGCCGUAGGUCUUCUAUUUUUAUCGGCUAUUUCGUUUCUUUCACUAUAUCUACUUCCAUCAAGCGGCACCGAUGAGUUACUUGGGAAAGAACACAUCGUUCCCCACGUCAGAGAUCUUGAAGCUCGGAAGCUCAUGCAAGAAAAGCAAGCCGCAGAGCUUCAGAAAAAGGCCGAAGAAGCUGGAAUCGUUGCACCACCAAUACCUAAACCUGAAAUUGCUGCCGGUGAUGAUAGCGAUGCACGACGAAUAACAAUGGCUAAGUUUGCAUGGGACGGCUACAGAAAGUACGCUUGGGGUGCCAAUGAACUGCGACCGAUUUCAAAAACUGGUCAUUCUGCUUCUGUCUUCGGGACGGGAGACACGGGUGCAACGAUAGUGGAUGCCAUCGAUACGUUGUGGAUCAUGGGUCUGAAAGAGGAGUACGAGCAAGCUCGAAGUUGGAUCAAACUCAGCUUGGAUUUCACUCGAACAGCGAAAGGCGAUCUGUCCGUUUUCGAAACGAACAUUCGAUUUAUCGGAGGCCUCCUAUCGAUCUAUGCCCUCACAAACGAUAAAAUGUAUGUCGAGAAAGCUGAAGAAAUAGCUAAACUUCUUUUACCUGCUUUUGAUACCCCUACUGGUAUUCCCUAUGCUGUUGUAAAUGUUGUGACUGGUUCCGCCAAGAACUAUGGUUGGGCCAGUGGUCAGAGCUCAAUUCUGUCUGAAUUCGGUUCAUUACAAUUAGAAUUCGACUAUUUAUCACAUAUCACAGGCAACAAAAUCUACUCAGACAAAAUUAAACGGAUUCGAGAAUUCUUGACUGCAAUGGACAAACCUAACGGGCUCUAUCCGUUAUAUCUGAACCCGAAAACCGGCAAAUGGGGAUCAUUGGACCAUUCUAUUGGUGCUUUGGGUGACAGCUUUUACGAAUACCUUUUGAAACACUGGUUGAUCACAGGGAAGACUGACGACCAUACUAAAAAAGAGUACGAUGCUGCUGUUUUUGCUAUGGAGAAAAAGAUGCUGUAUAAGAGCGAACAGAACGGCCUAUGGUACUUUGCUAACCUUCAUGGAAGUCGUGUGGUUCAUAAAAUGGAACAUCUUGCCUGUUUCUCGGGAGGAAUGUUUGCCCUUCAAUCAGCGAAUGAACAUAAUGCCACUGUAGCGAAUCAUUAUUUGGAACUUGCGGAGAAUUUGGCCCAUACGUGUCAUGAAUCCUAUAUCCGAACUGCAACUGGACUCGGACCAGAAGCAUUCCGGUUUACGAGCGACAAUGAGGCCAAGGCUGUAGCCAAUAAUGAGAAAUACUACAUUUUGAGACCUGAGGUGGUUGAAACCUGGUUCUAUCUCUGGCGCAUCACAAAACAGGACAAGUAUCGAGAAUGGGCCUGGAAUGUCGUAUUAGCUCUAGAAAAAUAUGCUAAAGUGGAAGGCGGCUAUUCUGGAAUUCAAAACGUCUAUAGCGUUCCAGUGGAACAUGAUGAUGUACAGCAAUCAUUUUUGUUCGCCGAACUUUUCAAAUAUUUGUAUUUAAUAUUUGCUGACGACAACAUUUUACCGCUAAAUGCAUGGGUCUUUAACACGGAAGCUCAUCCAUUUCCUAUUCGCAAAAAAUAA
Molecule: messenger RNA, 1629 nt
Organism: Haemonchus placei
Lineage: Eukaryota; Metazoa; Nematoda; Chromadorea; Rhabditida; Trichostrongylidae
Source: the annotation of a GenBank genome assembly